AUUCCAAUCUUUUGCAAAUUGAAUGUCAAAUAUUUGUCAGAGCUUCUCCUCCCUCCACGGAACUUUAAGAAAAUGAGUUUCGGAGGGCAAAACAACAUUAUUGUCUUGUUGCUGCAAAUAUGUUUACUUCUUCUUGCAGAAUCCAAAGCUAAUGCUUUCUAUGAUUACACCGCCAGCAUUGAGUGUCUGGAAAAUCCCCAUAAACCUCAGUAUGGUGGAGGGAUCAUCACAAACCCCGAUUUUAAUCUUGGAACGAAAGGAUGGUCCGCAUUCGGAAGUGCAAAAACUGAGCAUAAACAAUUAGGUAGCAACAAAUUUAUUGUGGCUCGUAACAGAAAUCAACCAUAUGAUAGUGUCUCACAAACGAUUGACCUGCAAAAGGACAAGCUGUACACCUUUUCAGCUUGGUUCCAAGUGAGUGAAGGAGAAGCUUCCAUAAGCGUAGUUGUCAAAACAACUACCGGUUACAAACAUGGUGGUUCUGUUGUUGCCAAGUCCAAGUGUUGGUCCAUGCUUAAGGGUGGCUUCACUGUAGAUGCGUCAGGCCCGGCUCAGCUCUAUUUUGAGAGCAAUAAAACGUCAGUUGAAAUACGGGUCGAUAGCGUCUCACUACAACCAUUCACCCAAAAAGAGUGGAAUUCCCAUCAAAAUGAAAGCAUUGAGAAGAAACAUAAGAGAAGAGUAAGAAUUCAAGCAGUUGAUUCGCACGGCAAACCCCUUACUAAUGCAAAACUUUCCAUUGAGCAAAAGGUCUCAUCAACAGUGCCAAUCGGUUGUGCUACAAACAAGAACAUCCUCAACAAUGUCAAGUAUCAACAAUGGUUCACUUCAAGAUUCGGCAUUACAACAUUUGAAAAUGAAAUGAAGUGGUACAGCACUGAACCAUCCCAGGGAAAGGAGGACUAUUCACUAGCCGAUGCCAUGCUUCAAUUCAUGAAACAAAACCACAUAGCAGUUCGUGGCCAAAACGUCUUUUGGGAUGAUCCGAAAUACCAACCCGGUUGGAUCAAUUCGCUCUCACCAUCCGCACUUGCUUUGGCCGCUGAAAACAGGGCGAAAUCCGUAGUUUCAAGAUAUAAAGGACAGCUUAUUGCUUGGGAUGUUGUUAAUGAAAACUUGCAUUUUUCUUUCUUUGAAAACAAGAUGGGGGCAAACGCAUCCGAAACUUUUUACAAGUAUGCUAACCAAUAUGAUCCGUCAACUUUGAUGUUUAUGAAUGAGUUUAACACGAUAGAGGAAAUAAGUGAUCAGAAAUCAUCUCCUGCUAACUACCUUAAAAGGUUAAGAAAGAUCCAAAGUUAUCUUGGUAACGGUGCACAGGUGGCUAUCGGGCUCGAGUCUCAUUUUCGUGUGCCGAAUCUCCCUUACAUGAGAGCUUCUAUUGAUAUGCUUGCAGCAGCCGGCGUGCCCAUUUGGCUCACGGAAGUGGACGUUGAAAAUGGUCCCAACCAGACGCUGUACUUAGAGCAGGUGUUAAGGGAGGGACAUAGUCACCCUAAUAUUGGCGGAAUGAUCAUUUGGGGGGCAUGGUCGCCUCAAGGAUGCUACCGGAUGUGUUUAACCGAUAAUAAUUUUAAUAAUUUGCCGACUGGAGAUGUUGUGGACAAACUGUUGCAUGAAUGGGGCAUUAGAAAGCUUGACGGUACGACCGAUGCUAAUGGAUUCUUUGAGGCCUCCGUUUUCCAUGGAGAUUACGAAGUGAAGAUAAUUCACCCAGCUGUCAAAAAUUCUUCCUUGGUUCACCGCUUGAAUGUGCCAUCAACAAAUUCCUCAACACUGCUUCUUCAAGUUUCGUCCUGA
Molecule: messenger RNA, 1800 nt
Organism: Pistacia vera
Lineage: Eukaryota; Viridiplantae; Streptophyta; Magnoliopsida; Sapindales; Anacardiaceae
Product: endo-1,4-beta-xylanase 5-like
Exons: 8
Biological process (GO): carbohydrate metabolic process
Molecular function (GO): hydrolase activity, hydrolyzing O-glycosyl compounds
Source: RefSeq, a predicted model, not a curated record